Molecule: messenger RNA, 738 nt
Organism: Trichoderma reesei QM6a
Lineage: Eukaryota; Fungi; Ascomycota; Sordariomycetes; Hypocreales; Hypocreaceae
Exons: 1
Coding region: 118-693 (191 amino acids)
Biological process (GO): phospholipid transport
Cellular component (GO): mitochondrial intermembrane space
Molecular function (GO): phosphatidic acid transfer activity
Source: RefSeq, a predicted model, not a curated record
CCUCUCCACCACUUCGAUCGUUGAUACGACAUCAUCUCAUACUAGAGAUACAUCCACUACAACAACUAAAGAACAACAAAACAACACAACAACAGACAGAAACAAAAUAAAAGAGACAUGAAGGUCUUUUCCAACUCAGUCACCUACGACUACUCGUGGGACGAAGUCUCCACGGCCAACUGGCGCAAGUACGGCCCAUGGAACAACAAGUCGGAGCACGUCAUCGCCGUCGACACCCUCUCGCGCCGCGUCGACCCGGACACGGGCGUCCUCCGCACCGAGCGCCUCAUCACAUGCAAGCAGGCGGCGCCCGAAUGGAUCAAGUCGCUGCUGGGCGGCAACAUGGAGGAGAGCUUCGUCUACGAGGCCAGCUACGUCGACCCGCGCAGCAAGACGGUGACAAUGGUCAGCCAGAACCUGACGUGGAGCAACCUGGUGCGCGUCCAGGAGGAGGUCGUCUACCGCCCGCUGAGCGACCGCCAGACGCAGUUUUUGCAGAGCGCCCGCAUCACGGCGCUGUGCGGCGGCUGGCAGCGCAUCAAGAACAGCAUCGAGGACACGCUGUGCACGCGCUUCAAGGAGAACGCCGUCAAGGGCCGCGAGGGCUUUGAGCGCGUCCUCGAGAUGAGCCGGAUCGUCUUUGCCGAGGAGAAGCAGAAGCUGCAGCAGCAGAGUGUCGUCUUGAUGUCUUGAACGAAAUCAUGAUGACCCAUCGACAGUCUGUCUCUCUCCUGCUCU